This is a messenger RNA of Mytilus californianus (California mussel), 2486 nucleotides long. RefSeq names its product alpha-(1,3)-fucosyltransferase C-like. Gene Ontology annotation, molecular function: alpha-(1->3)-fucosyltransferase activity. Lineage: Eukaryota; Metazoa; Mollusca; Bivalvia; Mytilida; Mytilidae. Gene Ontology annotation, cellular component: membrane. The record is from RefSeq and is a predicted model, not a curated record. Bases 62 to 1306 code for a protein of 414 amino acids. The transcript is spliced from 2 exons.
AAAGAUUGAUGGAUCUUUUCAUGCCUGACAACUCUAUUAUAUUCAUUUCCAACAAAAUAUCAUGAAACUGAAUCGGCGGAUUAUGCAAGCUUUGGUUGCCAUUAUGAUGUUUUCUACAUUAUAUUAUAUGAAUUUCAUUAUCGGGAAAUAUGAUCAAAUCCCGUAUAUCCAUGAAAUACUACAAAGAUUGAUGUACACUUAUCCUGAUAACAAACUUUCAAAUGGCAUGAAAAAUAUUACCUCGCCGUUUGGAAAAACGUAUGUAGCACACAAUUGUACAAGGAGAGAAUAUGUUUUUGAUAACACAGCUAAUAUAUCAAGCAACGACAAUACCAUACCGACUAUAUUUAUGUACGAAAAACACCCUUUAGAUUGGUUUACAGCAUUUAACAUAAAAGACAAGGGUUGUACAACAUGUUUGUUUACUAGUGAUUCUAAGUUUUACAAUAUGAGCAAAGUAGUUAUUUUCUUCAGAACACUUAUAAAACCUCCACCUGAAAAACUAGCUGGCCAAAUAUGGGUUUAUUUUACAAACGAAUCACCUACUUACAUGGUUUCUCCUACGAACAUUGCCUGGACAAAGUCGAUGUCAAAAUUUGAUUGGGUGAUGUCGUAUCGACCUGGAUCUGAUAUUAUCGUACCAUUCGGAGUUUUGACUAAAAAGGAAAAUCGGAAUAAACUGAAUUAUACUAAAAUAUUUAAGGAGAAAAAAAAAGAAAUAGCAUGGAUAGUAAGUCACUGUGAAACUAAUUCCAAAAGAAAGGAAUAUGUGAAAGAAUUACAAAAAUAUAUUCAGGUAGAUAUUUAUGGUGGAUGUGGAAACUUGAGUUGUCAGCAACAACAUCCAGUGAAAAUAUCAAGCGAUCUAAACAUAUGUAAGUCAUAUAUUAGCCAAAAUUACAAAUUCUAUUUGUCUUUUGAAAAUUCAUUGUGUAAUAAUUACGUUUCCGAAAAAGUAUAUGACAUAUUUGAAGAUGAUAAUAUGAUGUUACCAGUAAUUCGUGGAGCUCCAAAUAUUGCAUCAGUCCUUCCUGAUGGAACCUUUAUUACAACCAGUAAUUUUACGUCUCCAAAACAGCUUGCUGCAUUUCUAGCAAAGAUUGGUUCAUCCGAAAAAGAAUAUACAUCUUAUCUUAAGAAGAAACAUUCAUACAGUGUUACAAACUGGGCAUUUAAUUUCAAGACAGCAAUAUGUGAUUUGUGUACACGAAUCAAAAAUGAAAAACUUGUAAAUAAAAAAAUCAAUGUUUAUGAUCGUCUUAAAGAAGACAGGUGUUUCAAGCCUUCUGAUAUAAUACAUGAAUAAUAAUACUUUAAUGAUUAUUGUGCUAAUAGUUACUUACUUUGUAAUAGUUUUGUUCCUCCGCCAUAACGUUUUGCAUGAGAUACAGAAAAACCGGGCUGCCGUCCAUUUGUUUUCUAGUCUGUGGGUUCGUUCGACCGGUCAUGAACACUUUUGGAAUCUGUGUGAUAUCUACAUGCUGUUUGAUGAUACUUUAAAUUUUUCAAUAUGUUGAAUUAACUUUCAAAUGAUCCGUCACACAGUUUUCUAGUACUACUGAACAAAAUGGCUUCUUAUGUGUUCAACAGCUCGGCAGUGAAGAGUUUUCAGUAACUUUGAAUAAAGAGUAUGGGUAUGCUUUAAACGACAAAGCGUGCGUUUUUGUUGGAAUUAUUGCCUUCAGACUGAUAAAAUGUGUACAUCAUCGGGGACAUUGGAACGUUGUUCUUUUAUUGAUAUUAUAUGUGGAAAUGUAUAUUCAUUUAAAAUAAGUCAAUGUAAACUGGAUUUAUGUCAUAUAUAAAAAUAAGAAGAGUGGUAUGAUUGCCAAUGAAACAACUCUCCACAAGAGACCAAAUGACACAGACAUUAACAACUUUGGGUCACCGUACGGCCUUCAACAAUGAGUAAAACCCAUACCACAUAGCCAGCUAUAAAAGGUCCCGAAAUGACAAAUGUAAAACAAUUCAAACGAGAAAACUAACGGCCUUAUUUAUGUACAAAAUAAUGAACGAAAAUCAAAUAUGAAAUACAGCAACAAACGACAACCACUGAAUUACAGGCUCCUGACUAGGGACAGGCACAUAUAGAAUGUGGCGGGGUUAAACAAGUUUGAAGGCGCUAACCCUCCCCUAACCUGGGACAGUGGUGUAACAGUACAACAUAAGAACAAAUACCAAUAAGAAAAGGGCUUAACUCAUCAGAAGAAUACAAAGCAGAAAUACAUAUAACAAAAACACAGAGUGAACGUGGCAGGGUACUUAUUCAUCCCAACAACAAAAAGACACUAAGUACAGAUCUGAGAGUACUCGCAGUUACUGACAGCUAGUUCAAAGCCAAAAACAACUGAUAGAAAAAAAUCAUGCAUCUAAGACUAAAAUAUCAAUCAGUACACAUCCAACGUCCAAUGGAUUAAGUGUGGAGACGUCAUAAACAGUUAGAAAAAACAUGACCUUGUGCAAUGCCAAGAUACAGCUAUUGACAG